AUGAAAUUCUCUCCCUAUUCCCAAAAUCAAUGCAUCCUUACCUCCUCGCUUGUGUGUUUGCUAAUAUCUGCCACAUUUGCUUGGCCCCAUGAUGCCACCAGUGGCCAUCAUGGUUUACAUCAUGCUGAUCACAGCAGUAAUAAUAACCACAAUGAUUCCAUAGAUUCGUCCUCCUCCUCAUCAGCAUCUACUACGACAGGUGUCCAUCAUAGUGAUUGGCAGCGCAUGGAGGUAAUGGAUGCCAAUGGCUUAUAUUUACUUGAAUGGUGGACGAAAGCAAAGGAUAUUUAUUUUCGUGUUACCGUCAAUACUCAGGGUUUUAUUGGCUUGGGAUUUUCGCGUAAGUCCGGUAAAAUGUCGGGUGCUGAUAUGGUUUUAUUGUGGGUCGAUGAUCGUACGGGAAAACCAAAUGCUUUGGAUUGUCAUGGCUCAUAUUCUCAACAUAAUGCCGCACCCAUACAAGAUGAUACACAAAACUAUAUAGUUUUAGAUGGUUUUCAAAAUAACACCCACACUCAAGUGGAAUUUUAUAGACAGAUUGAAACAUGUGAUCCUUACGACAUACCAUUAGGGACCGAUACAAUUAAAGUUUUAUGGUCAUUUGGCGACACCGAUCCCAUUCACGGCAACCUCAAAGGCCAUGGUAAAAAUCGUGGUUCCAAACCUCUACACUUACUGGGACCCAUGUUUCGUAAAUCUCAUGCUCCCAGCCGCAAUCGUCAGGAUGUGCAGAAAUGGGAUGUAACCGUGCAAAAUGUAACCAUAGAUGCCUCCAUGGACACUUUGUAUUGGUGCAAAAUUAUUAAGGCUCCUGCACUGACAGAAAAACAUCACAUUAUUGGUUAUGAAGCUUUGUUGACACGCGAAAGUGGCGAUUCACAACCUUUGGUACAUCACAUGACUCUAUUUGAAUGUUCCACUAAAUCAUAUCCUGGCUCUGAUCCGGCCUCUUGGGAUGUUUGGGUGAAGAGCAGCGGUGCCGUAUGUAAUAGUAAUUUAUUAACGCCACGGGAUUGGGAUGCUUGCAUUACACCAGUGGCUGUUUGGUCAAUUGGCUCUUCAGGACAAUUUUUACCUCCACAUGUUGGCAUACCAGUGGGUGGCAAAACGGGUCCCAAAUAUUAUAUGCUGGAAAUCCACUAUGAUAAUCCUCAUGCUCUUAAAUCUUCAGACCAUUCUGGCUUUCGUAUACAUUAUAGCAAGCAUUUGCGCAAACAUGAUGGUGGUGUAAUGAUAUCAGGCGUUUCUGUCUCUGAUACACAAUUAAUACCACCAGGUCAAAAGCUUUAUCGUAAUGUUGGCAUCUGUGGUCCUUCGUGUACGAAUGAGAUGUUUCCUAAGGAUGGCAUAAAAAUAAUUUCCGGUACUUUGCACUCACAUCGUGCGGGACGUAAAAUGACUUUAAGGCAUGUACGCGAUGGCAUGGAAUUGCCACGUAUCAUUGAAGAUGACAAUUAUGAUUAUAACUAUCAACAAGUUAGACAAUUGGAAAAUGAAACGGUGGUCUUGCCGGGUGAUUAUAUUAUAACAGAUUGUGCUUAUGAGACUUCUUCACGCAAGCGUCCCACAUUUGGUGGCUAUUCCACCAAGCAGGAAAUGUGUUUGUCUUUUAUAACCUAUUACCCGCGCAUAGAGUUGGCUGGCUGUUAUAGCAUGACUCCGGUUAGAGAAUUUUUCGAAACGUUUGGUGUUUAUCAGUUCUAUUCUCUAAAUAUGACCGAUGUGGAGAAUUUAUUCUUGUAUAAUGGCAAUGUUUUGGACUAUAUACCCAAUACCAUAUAUGCCAAGACUAAACCAAAUCGGGCAAAUAUGACGGAGGAGGAUAUACUUUAUGAGGAAUCUUUACUAAAUAAACUCAUCAUUUCCGAUCCAGUGGAGUUUCAUGAUCGCACUUUUCUUUCCCAUCUCAAUCAAUUGCCCUGGUCGGAGCCCUUGUUUACCAAGCGUGUGGAGCAGAGCAUGAUUAAUGGCAAACAUAUGACCUUUUGCCGGGUCUCCAAUGAUGCCAUUUCUAUUCCCUCCGAAAUUAUACGUUAUCCGAAUUUCACCACCUUUGUUAAGCCGCCCAGCAUUUGUCCCUAUCAAAUGCUAAUGGACAGUUCUCCUCUAAGUUCUCCUGCUGCAGAUUUAAGUUUAAAUAGUAUAUUUGUAUUAUGUAUUAGUUUGAAUUUAUUUAUUUUAAACUAUUUUGUUUAUUAAUUAAAAAAAAGGUUUGCUCAGCUCAAUGAAUUUCAUAAAAUCCUUUUUGUAAAUAGAAAUUCACUCAAAGUAUUAUUAUGAUUUAGCCAUAAGUUUAAAUUUGAAACCGUAACAAAUGGAAAUUUUUAUAAAAAU
Molecule: messenger RNA, 2334 nt
Organism: Calliphora vicina (urban bluebottle blowfly)
Lineage: Eukaryota; Metazoa; Arthropoda; Insecta; Diptera; Calliphoridae
Product: MOXD1 homolog 1
Exons: 11
Coding region: 1-2199 (732 amino acids)
Biological process (GO): dopamine catabolic process; octopamine biosynthetic process; norepinephrine biosynthetic process
Cellular component (GO): secretory granule membrane
Molecular function (GO): dopamine beta-monooxygenase activity; copper ion binding
Source: RefSeq, a predicted model, not a curated record